CCAGGGGGGAAACGAGGGAACCCACUUAUCCUCGUCACCUCCCACUCUUCCUUCAACGAUAUUCGGGAUGCUUGCUGUGUCAAGGCGUGCUGCUGCAGUAACUGCAUGGCAGGAAGAUUGGAUGGCGUCCUGCGUGCAUACUGCUCUGGAGUCCUGCCGCAACUCAUUCUGGCUCAAGUGCAAGCAUCAAUUUCUGUGCACUUGCAGCCGAUCCGCUACAUACUUUGGUUCACACCGAAGGUACAAAUUCAAUCAUGGGGUGCGCGCAUGCCGCACUGCUCCUCUCUUGCUUCGGCAGGGUGGUGUCAAUCACGAAGGUGACCGAGCACCUCGACGUGACGAUUCUGGCAGUUGGUUCCUCUGGCGGUGGGAAAUCGACGCUUCUGAAUUCAAUGGGAAGUGGCAAGGAUGCUUUCCGCGUGUGCACGGGCACUGACAUUUGUACGAAGCGCGUCUCCAGUAACGACUAUUUGAAGGAUGUCAGCGGAGCAGAUGGGACGAAACACCAGGUCAGGCUCACUUUGGUGGACUCUCCAGGCUUCCCCAACCCCAAGGGCAUUGUGGACGCGUAUGAUGCGGUAAUCUAUGCAACUCGGCGCGCUUUGAAUGCGGUCGUCUGGGUGGUAAAGCCAGAUCGCACUGGGUCUGCUUCCGCAGAAUUGCUGCGCAACCGCGUAUUUCUUCAAGAGUUCAACCAGUUGCGCGUCCCGAUCUUCCUAGUUGUCAAUGCACAUGAUGAUUUCGAGGUGGAUGCUAAGAGUCUUGCCAGUCGCAUUAGUUCGCUGAGGGAGUUCGGCGAAGAAUGCGCACAGAACGCAGGUCUCUCCAUUGCAGGGCGGUUUGUGUCACUCAACAAGACUGACUUGGAGCAGACAGCCCAGGCUGUUUUGCGCAGGGCAAUGCCUCUUGAACCCCACAAGUCUUUCCUGCGGAGUUGGCACCCAGAAGACGUAGCAGCAGAAGUCAUAACAAAUGGCAAGGACACGCGAUUGAAACAGCUGGAAGAACACGUAGCGACUCUGCAGGCAUUAAAGCCAAGUCUCUUCUUGCAGGCGAUGCGUGGCAACAUCGAUUUUCACCCAUUUUGGACCGAUGAAGAUCGCCGAGGGAUCACCGACGAUACCACUUAUCUUGAAAAACGCAUCGGCGAUCUGAGGCGAGAACAAGCUGAUCUGGAGUCUGUCGAUGCAUCAGAGGUGGCAAGAUUGCUUCGAUCCGAGUGGUCCGCCAAGGCGAAAGCGGUGGGCGCCGCGAUGCCGACGGUGGAUAAGAAACGCGUCGAGCUCUGAGCGGGCACUUGAGCUAGAGGCGGCCUGGCAGUCCAGGCGGGGGGCGGAGCAUCCAAACUAAAUACCGUUGAGCCAGUGCAGCGUUGCAAAGUUCCCAGCACGAGCGACCUCGUGUCGUCAU
This is a messenger RNA of Prorocentrum cordatum, 1410 nucleotides long. NCBI's taxonomy places the organism in Eukaryota, Dinophyceae, Prorocentrales, Prorocentraceae. The record is from the annotation of a GenBank genome assembly.